Messenger RNA from Saccharomyces mikatae IFO 1815, 1476 nucleotides. It is a transcript of the gene KCH1, whose product is annotated as Kch1p. NCBI's taxonomy places the organism in Eukaryota, Fungi, Ascomycota, Saccharomycetes, Saccharomycetales, Saccharomycetaceae. Gene Ontology annotation, molecular function: potassium ion transmembrane transporter activity. Gene Ontology annotation, biological process: potassium ion transmembrane transport. Bases 1 to 1476 code for a protein of 491 amino acids. Gene Ontology annotation, cellular component: plasma membrane. The record is from RefSeq and is a predicted model, not a curated record. The transcript has a single exon.
AUGUUUAAUCAUGAUUGGAAGUACUCCAUCAAUUCAAAGACAUUCUCUGAUCUAAACAUUGAAUUAUUUCGAAACUACAAGUUCAAAACCGUUUUAAACUAUAUAAUAGGCAUAGUAGGGUGGAAUGGAUUGAAAGUGGCUCUUUUUGUAUCAGACGUUUACACAUGUAUCAAACUACUGGCAUUCGACUCGUGGUCAAAUAACGUCAUCAAGCCAUACUUAUCGUUCAAAAUAUCCAAAUGGUUGUUUAGUGGUUGUAUUUUAGCAUCUAUUGUACUAUUGAUAUGGGAAGUCAUAGCAGGAAUGAGAAUCUACAGGACAGGAAACAUCUCAUUGACAUACGUGAAUAUUUUUUCCAGAAAUCUAAACUCAGUACUUAAUUAUUCCAAGUUUUGUGUUUAUAAUUUUAUCGAACGAAAAGGUUUUCGACAAAAAAUGACUUUUUUUACUUUCUUUCAACUAAAAGAUUGUAUUAGGCUAAUUUUCACAGAUACUCCAAGGCAAGUUAUCAAUGGCCUUACAUUAUGGUCCGUCCUCGUAACAGUUAAUAAAAACGACGACUUGGGGGAUCUGGAAUCAUUUACGGGUUUAAUCAACAAAAUAAAAAAUAUUGGCCAGACGAAUCAUGAGGAAGCGGUGAUAUUGUCGCUUAUGUUAUUUUCGUUCAUUCUUUGGGCAUUGUUUGUGUUCAAGUUCUUCCUUGCUAUCAUUUGCUCUAUUUUUGUUUAUUAUAGAAUAAUCAAUGAUCAACAAUACAGUGGUUUGCGUGAAUAUAUUUGUGUUACCGUCAGCGAAAAUAUUGACGAACUUGUUGAAAGGCAAAGGAAAAAGGAAAAUGAUAAUACGAUUUAUAAGUCAGGUCUUCUUGAGUCUCAAACUUUUAAUGAUUUCAACGAGCUUGAAAGUAAAGUCGAAUCAGCUUUUAAUGAGACAUCAUAUACUUCCAAUAAUGAUUCUACGAUCGAACUGAUAGAGAGAGGACCCGAAAGCAUAAGCCAAGAUGCAUAUGGGCCUAUUCUAACAAUGAAGAAGACAGAAACAAUGGAGUCUAUCGUCGACAACGGUAAUCUACAACAUGUAACUAGAUUUUCUGCAAUUUUGGACUCUUCACAUAUGAAUAGCUAUAAUGACAAAAACAUAAAGAUAACGGAAGAGCAAACCAGGAAUGUUAUAGAUAUUUCGAAAUACAAGAAUCUGCCUUUAGGGAAUUUUAGUCAAAAUUCUUCCACUAUCAAGUUAUUAGAAUCUACACCCUCUAGGGAAUUUCACAAGCCGUCAGAUUCAAAACUGAAUAUAACGAGCAACUUUAGUAGACCCAGACCACCUAGCAUACAGACAAGCGGGUCGGUGAAUCUAAAUGCCGCUCCAAAGGAUUAUGGGAGGGUAUAUACCCCGAUGAAAGCGCAUUUCAGGGAAGCUGAUCUUCCGAGAAAGGGUUUGCUAGAAGAUGAAGGUUGUGCAAAUUAUUAUACUUAA